AUGGUGAGAGCUCCAUUCUAUGACAAAAGUGGAGUAAAGAAAGGGGCAUGGGAUGCUGAAGAAGACGAUAAGUUAAGAAGUUAUAUCCAAAGCUAUGGCCAUUGGAACUGGCGUCAACUUCCGAAAUAUGCAGGUAUAUCAAGGUGUGGGAAAAGCUGCAGACUAAGAUGGAAGAACUACCUUCAACCAGGUGUAAAACAUGGAGAUUACACUGAAGAAGAAGAGGCUUUAAUCAUCAAACUACAUGAACAACUUGGGAAUAGAUGGUCGAUGAUUGCUUCAAAAUUACCAGGAAGAACUGACAAUGAAAUAAAAAAUUAUUGGCACACCCACAUGAAGAAGAAGCGCACAAAAGAAGAACAAAAUCAAACAUCCUCUGGUCAUGUAGUACUUCCGAAAGAUCAUCAGCAUUCUCGUGAUGAUCACGAGUACUCAUCACGGCAAAUCGAUUCAGACGAUCAAACAGAGGCUCAUGAAAGUGCUACUCGUAAUUGUAAUGAUGCUUGUCAACAACUACUUCAUCCCCAAAGCUCCUCUGCUGUGUCCCCAGAAUCAACAUCGUCUAGUAGUACUAGCUCAGCACAGUAUACCUCCUCCUCCUCAAGCUCCCUUAAUCAUGAAGCACGAGAUUCUACCGUGUUCAUGAACUAUCUUAUUGUCGAUCGAGAUAUUGUCAUGGUUUCAUCAUCAGAAACAAUGAUAUCAGAUCAACAAUACAAUGCUGGUGAUUUUUGGAGCACACCGUUUCUACAGGACAGUAUCUCCAUCGAAAGUGACAUUAUAUCAUCCUCAUCAUCGUACUUGUUGCCCUAUGAUGAAGGCAUGGAUUUGUUCUACCAAGUCAUGCCAACACCGCAAGACGAUAGUUGAAAAUGCAAAUAUUCAUAUAUGCUUAGUGAUUAAUGUGCGUUUAUGCAUGAUACAUCAUCGAGUGUCACGGUGGUCUUGUGU
Molecule: messenger RNA, 951 nt
Organism: Fragaria vesca subsp. vesca
Lineage: Eukaryota; Viridiplantae; Streptophyta; Magnoliopsida; Rosales; Rosaceae
Product: myb-related protein Hv1-like
Exons: 3
Coding region: 1-870 (289 amino acids)
Source: RefSeq, a predicted model, not a curated record